UGCUCACAUCGCCUAACUGCAGUAAUCAAUCGACAACCUGUGUUUCGCAAAUUUUAUUCCGUGCAUAUUAUUAUUAUAUUAUUCUGUUAUUUUCGCUAUUAUUUGAUUUUAAUAACUAUGUUGAUAAUUUCUUUUUGUAAACAUCAAAUGAUUUUCUAAUCGUAUAACUGAUAAUUAUUUGAACUUUUAACCUUUCAGUUGAUAUAGUUUUUAAUAUAGUAACAGACCUAUUAAAAUGCAUUUAUAUUUAUAUUAUUUAUAUUUGUUAAUAUUGAUCAAUUUAACCCAUGGAGAUAAUGCACACGUCUACAAAAUAGCAGCAUGUACCCCUAGUAGCUAUCCAAUUACUGUAGAUGAUGUUCAAAUUGAAGAAAAAAAUCGACAUAUCUAUGUAUCUGGAUCAGUGCAAUCUAAAGUGGAUAUAAUCUCUCCUAUUGAGGCUUCUAUAAUUCUAAAAAGGUAUAUACUCCCUUUUAAAAUAUGGAUUGAAGUUGUAUGUGUUAAUCAAUUUGGAUCAUGCACUUAUCCUGAUCUGUGUCAUUACGGAAUUCCAAGUGACAGAUCAUGUCCAAACGAUUUGAUACAAAACAAUGUACCUUGUAGAUGUCCAAUACCGCAGGGAAACUACACCAUAAGUCCAGAAACAAAGAAGUAUUUAUUUAAAUUACCCAAGACAGUGAAAUUACAAACAGGACUUAGGACCGUCCUCUCAGGCACAUAUUAUGCAGAACUGCAACUCAAACAUCAGAACACUCUUUUAUCCUGUUACACGUUUUAUGUGGACUAUUCUGAUGAGUUUCAAGAAAAACAUCAAGAUAAUGAAUUAGUUCCUUCUAUAAAUCUUAUUUAAAUUCUAGGAGUUGUGAAGUCAAGAUAUUAUGUUUGUUAUUUUUUAUAUCUUGUAUUAAGAAAAUAGAAAUAAAUUGUCUAAGAGAAUACAUUAAAUUUCUAUCU
This is a messenger RNA of Sitophilus oryzae (rice weevil), 954 nucleotides long. Its product is annotated as ganglioside GM2 activator-like. The transcript has 4 exons. The record is from RefSeq and is a predicted model, not a curated record. Gene Ontology annotation, biological process: ganglioside catabolic process; lipid transport. NCBI's taxonomy places the organism in Eukaryota, Metazoa, Arthropoda, Insecta, Coleoptera, Curculionidae. Gene Ontology annotation, molecular function: lipid carrier activity; enzyme activator activity. Gene Ontology annotation, cellular component: cytoplasmic side of plasma membrane. The coding region runs from base 236 to 850 and encodes 204 amino acids.